AGGGCAGAAAAUCCGAGGAGAGGAGCGAGGGAUCAAGAGAAAUUUGGAGGCCGCGGCCAUGGCCAUGGAGGUCACCCAGGUCCUCCUCAACGCGCAAUCCGCCGAUGGCAGCGUCCGCAAGCUCGCCGAGGACAAUCUCCGCCAGUUCCAGGACCAGAAUCUCGCCGCCUUCCUCGUCUCGCUCAGCGGCGAGCUCGCCAGCGACGACAAGCCGCCCGAGAGCCGCAAGCUCGCGGGGUUGAUCCUCAAGAACAGCCUCGACGCCAAGGACGCCGGGCGGCGCGCGGAGCUAGGGGACCGCUGGCUGCUGCUGGAUUCCGCCGCCAGGGCACAGAUCAAGGCCGCGCUGGUGGCGACGCUGGCGGCGCCAGUGGCGGAGGCGCGCCACACGGCGGCACAAGUGAUUGCAAAGGUGGCGGCGAUAGAGCUCCCUCGCCAGGCGUGGCCAGAGCUCAUCCCAGGCCUCCUCGCCAACGUCACGUCCUCCAUGGGUGUCGCCAAUGCCGCCCAUCUCAAGGAGGCGACGCUGGAGACUCUGGGCUACGUGUGUGAGGCCAUUUCUUCCGAGGUUCUCGCGCAGGAUCAAGUAAACUCCGUGCUCACGGCGGUCGUGCAAGGUAUGAACUCCUCCGAGGCGAGCAGUGAGGUGAGGCUGGCCGCCACCAACGCGCUCUACAAUGCGCUCGACUUCGCGCAGACCAACUUCGACAACACGGUGGAGCGAGACUAUAUCAUGAGGGUGGUCUGCGAGGCAACUUUGUCACCGGAUUCUCGAGUCCGCAAGGCCGCGUUUGAGUGCCUGGUUUCGAUCGCGUCCACGUACUACGAGAAGCUGGCGCCUUACAUGAAGGAUGUUUUCGCGAUCACUUCCAAGGCUGUCAAGGAGGACGAGGAGUCCGUGGUGCUGCAAGCUCUCGAGUUUUGGAGCUCCAUUUGCGACAUAGAGAUCGAGCUCUUGGACGAGUUCUCGACGACCGGGGAUUCGGAGCUGUCCAACUUCCAUUUCAUCAGGCAGGCUCUGCCUUACCUCGUCCCGAUGCUGCUGGAGACGCUGACAAAGCAGGAGGAGGGGCAGGAUCAGGACGAGGACGUGUGGAACUUGGCUAUGGCGGGAGGGACUUGCUUGGGACUGGUGGCCAAAGCGGUCGGGGAUGAUAUCGUUCCGCUCGUCAUGCCUUACGUGCAAGAGAACAUCUCGAAGCCCGACUGGCGGUGCCGAGAGGCGGCGACUUACGCGUUUGGAUCCAUUCUCGAGGGACCCGGACCGGACAAGCUCGCGCCGCUCGUCACCAGCGCUCUACCAUUCAUGCUCAACGCCAUGAAAGACGAGAACAGCCACGUCAAAGACACCACCGCGUGGACGUUGAGCCGGAUCUUCGAGUUUCUUCACGGUCCCAGUGUGGAUACGUCGGUGGUGAACCAGGCCAACCUCCCGUUGAUCCUGUCAGUGCUGCUCGAGAGUAUCAAAGACGCACCGAAUGUUGCCGAGAAAGUUUGCGGGGCGAUCCAUGCGGUGGCUGUCGGCUACGACGAUUCCUUGACGAGCACCGGUGGCAGCAAUCCUCUGUCACCUUUCUUCCAGAACAUCGUUCAGGCGCUUCUGGCGGCUGCCGACCGAGAGGAUGCGGCGGAGACGAGGCUGAGAAUCGCGGCAUACGAGACUCUCAACGACGUGGUGAAGUGCUCGUCCGAUGACACUGUCGCGGUCGUGGGUCAGCUGGUUCCGGUGAUCAUGGAGAAGCUCGGGCAGACACUCCAAAUGCAGGUACUCUCGGUGGACGAUCGUGAGAAGCAGAGCGAGCUCCAAGCCCUGCUUUGCGGGGUUUUGCAAGUGCUCAUCCAGAGGCUGAGCUCCAGCGAGCCGACCAAGUACGCGAUGGUACAGUUUGCGGACCAGAUGAUGGGGCUGUUCUUGAGAGUCUUCGCGUGUAGGAGUGCGACGGUUCACGAGGAGGCGAUGCUCGCCAUCGGGGCACUGGCGGAUGCUAUCGGAGUGGAGUUCGGGAAGUACAUGCAGGAGUUUUACAGAUACUUGGAGAUGGGACUCCAAAACUUUGAGGAGUACCAGGUGUGCGCCGUGACGGUCGGGGUCGUGGGUGAUAUAUGCCGAGCUCUCGAGGACAAAGUUCUCCCUUUUUGCGACGGGAUAAUGACGCAGCUGCUCAAGGACCUGGGAAGCAACCAGCUCCACCGCUCCGUCAAGCCGCCAAUCUUCUCGUGCUUUGGAGACAUUGCGUUGGCCAUCGGGGAGAACUUUGAGAAGUACCUGAGCUACGCGAUGCCGAUGCUCCAGAGCGCUGCGGAGCUCUCGGUCAUGCAAGCGGCCGGAGACGAUGAGAUGCUCGACUACAACAACCAGCUGAGAACAGGGAUACUGGAGGCGUACUCGGGGAUUUUCCAGGCAUUCAAAGGCACCAAGCCGGAGGCGAUGAUGCCUUACGUAGCUGGCAUAUUGCAGUUCAUCGAGAGUGUGUACCAAGACAAGGAGAGAGAUGAUGUGGUUCUUAAAGCUGCGGUGGGAGUGAUGGGCGAUAUGGCCGACUGUUUAGCAGGCACCAGCGCACAGUUCUUCCGAAACUCGGCCUUCUACAAGGAUUUCCUGGACGAGUGCUUGUCGUCGGAUGAUCACCGGCUCAAGGAGACCGCGGAGUGGGCUCAGGCGACGAUCAAUCGCUACAUGGUGUAACGCUCGCUCGAGAGGUAACAAGCUUGAUCCUUAGACUCCCAUCCAUCAUCGGUCUUCCUCCAUAUUCAUUCAUUUCUUUUGAGCUUUCUUCUUCUUCUUCGCUUUCAUUGCGCUUCCUUGUAAACUUGAGUCCUCUUCUCCCUCGCCAUCUCCAUCUUUCUUCCAUUUUUUUUUCCUUUGCUUUGGUUCUUUUUUCUUUUUCCACUCUUUGAGCCUUUGGGCUUUUAGAAAUUUAGCAGCAGCUCCGGCUCCCGAGUGAGAGAGCAGCAGCGUGAAAAGAGUCAGUUUGAGUGAGGGCAGCGAAGCGUAUAAUUUUGUCCAAUACGUGUUCUCGCUGCCCUCUUUUGUAGGUGAAAGAGGCUCCGAGCGAUGGAACCUCACAGAAAAAAGUCAGUGUAAUUUUUAUUUAAAGAAAUUAUUAUUACACAAAAUAAAAACUAAUUUUUAA
Selaginella moellendorffii is the source of this 3134-nucleotide messenger RNA. Its product is annotated as importin subunit beta-1. Gene Ontology annotation, cellular component: cytoplasm; nucleus. Lineage: Eukaryota; Viridiplantae; Streptophyta; Lycopodiopsida; Selaginellales; Selaginellaceae. The record is from RefSeq and is a predicted model, not a curated record. Gene Ontology annotation, molecular function: nuclear import signal receptor activity; small GTPase binding. Gene Ontology annotation, biological process: protein import into nucleus. The transcript is spliced from 2 exons. Bases 59 to 2686 code for a protein of 875 amino acids.